UCACUAGGCAGGCAGCCCCAACGAUGGCAGCGAGCAGCACGUCUCCGCCUCCAUUCUUCUGAAGAGAUUUGCGAUGGAGGCUGGCCAAGACUGAGAGGGCCUUAGAGGUGCUUAUCCCGCCCUCCACACACAUUUCUGGGCCCGAGACCUAGCCCUGAAAUUUGAGUGAAGCAGCUCCUGCACCCCUCAUGAGGGAGCCACGCAUAUCAGGGCCUUGCUGUAACGGCAGCCAAGGACAGAGGCCUGCUCUGUGGGAGACUCUGAUCGGCUUGAAUGCAUAGGGAAUAUAGGGCUGUAAUCAUAGUCAGUUACUCGGAUAUACAUCCUAGGAUAAGUGUGGCAGACCAGCAGGAAAAAGUGCCUUUUCUUUGUUCUUUGUGCCUCCAUUUUAACAGUAAAAAACAGGAAGAGGACUGUUGUUUUUUUUCCUUAAGGAGUGGUUCCACCCUGCCCCAAAGCAUGGCUUUACUAGGCCAAAUAUGAAAGGCCAUUACUAAUGACUAUUUUGGAAUCUACAGUAACUUGUAAAUAGAGUUGUAAGUGGCAGGAAGUUACAGAUCACUGGACAAACUCUGGUUUGGACUACGAACCUAUACGGUAUUUGUACAGCCCAUGAAUUCAACCAGAGUGGCAGUAUGUUGUGUUAAGAGGGACUGGGAUUUGCCAGUCACUAUAAGACUGAUCUUUGGAGUCAAAAAGAGCCUGAACAAAGAGGAAUUUGCCAACUUUUUGAAAGAGCACUGGUGUUUAUAUGUUGUACAAUCGUGUUACUUAGCUACUGAGCUGAGCAAGGGGCAACAUGCAAGCGGAUGGGUUCUUAACCAAGUGUGAAAGAAUGUUGAGCCAGGUUAGAUUUUCUACAAUGAGAGUAAAUGUUACAAGAUAAACAGUGUACCAUUGACUUACCAAGAUACCAAUCACUGUAUCACACAACGAAUAACUUGUUGACAGAAGCAUCUGUGGACUUAAGCAGCAGAUCCCACCACCUAUGUGCACUGCAAAGCUGGUGUGUCAGGAAUGAGGCUGACCUUGGGAAACUAGGGCAGACAUCAAAUUGAUGUGCUCUUUUGAAGAAUGGGGUUGAAGAUUAUUUACACAUAAUUGGAACUCUGAACAAGUGAGGGGGGAAUUUAAGAGGGCAGGGUGAAGAACGUGUGAUAGUUCUAUGAGGAAGAAUGUCAGGUCGUCGUAUCACUCCAGCAUGUGAUAGGCGGCAGCUUCCAUGGAGCAUGAGUAACAUGGGCUCACCCACGAAUGAAGCACGGCCAAUGCGGUUACCAUUUCUUGAGGCUGAUCUUCGGCUUCAAUCGAUGUGCGGGGGCUCGAUGCAGCAGCCUGUUCGACGGAGCGGCCCUCGGUCUAGGUUGCUGCUGCCUCCGCCGCCCCCUCCGCUGCCUGCUCCGCUCCCGAUCCCGUUGCCGGCACAGGCACCAAACGACAUUGCUGGGCCCCCAGCAGCCAUUUUGACCGGAGAUCGAGCAAGGCCAAAAGACGGGCUGACUGCCGGAAGAUCACCCAUGUUAACCAUGUACAGACCAAAAGUAAGCCUGAAAGAUAGGCAACAACUUUACAAGCUGAUUAUUAGUCAGUUGCUAUAUGAUGGAUAUAUCAACAUUGCUAAUGGUCUUAUAAAUGAGGUAAAGCCACAGUCUGUUUGUGCACCCUCUGAACAGCUGUUGCAUCUUAUUAAACUGGGAAUGGAAAAUGAUGAUAGUGCUGUUCAGUAUGCCAUUGGGCGCUCUGACACAGUAGCUCCUGGCACAGGAAUUGACUUGGAGUUUGAUGCAGAUGUGCAGACUAUGUCCCCAGAAGCUUCUGAAUAUGAAACAUGUUAUGUCACAUCUCACAAAGGACCCUGUCGUGUAGCUACAUACAGCAGAGAUGGGCAGUUAAUUGCUACAGGUUCUGCUGAUGCUUCGAUCAAAAUUCUUGAUACGGAGAGAAUGUUGGCAAAGAGUGCCAUGCCUAUUGAGGUUAUGAUGAAUGAAACAGCCCAGCAGAACAUGGAGAACCACCCUGUUAUUAGGACUCUUUAUGAUCAUGUGGAUGAAGUGACAUGCUUAGCUUUCCAUCCAACAGAACAAAUCCUUGCUUCUGGUUCAAGGGAUUACACACUUAAAUUAUUUGACUAUUCAAAGCCAUCUGCAAAAAGAGCCUUCAAAUAUAUCCAGGAAGCAGAAAUGCUGCGUUCAAUCUCUUUCCAUCCUUCUGGAGACUUCAUACUUGUCGGAACCCAGCAUCCUACCCUGCGACUAUAUGAUGUCAAUACUUUCCAGUGCUUUGUAUCUUGCAAUCCUCAAGAUCAGCACACUGAUGCCAUAUGCUCAGUUAAUUACAAUGCAAGUGCUAACAUGUAUGUAACGGGCAGCAAAGAUGGAUGCAUCAAAUUGUGGGAUGGCGUUUCAAAUCGUUGUAUUACUACUUUUGAGAAAGCACAUGAUGGGGCUGAAGUCUGUUCUGCCAUUUUCUCCAAGAAUUCCAAGUAUAUUCUAUCAAGUGGAAAGGACUCUGUAGCUAAACUAUGGGAAAUAUCUACAGGAAGAACACUAGUCAAAUAUACAGGAGCUGGUUUGAGUGGACGCCAAGUUCAUAGGACACAGGCGGUCUUCAACCACACAGAAGACUAUGUGCUUCUUCCGGAUGAAAGAACCAUCAGCCUGUGCUGCUGGGAUUCACGAACAGCAGAACGAAGGAACCUUCUUUCCCUAGGGCAUAAUAGCAUAGUUCGCUGUAUUGUCCACUCUCCGACCAAUCCUGGCUUCAUGACGUGCAGUGAUGAUUACAGAGCUCGAUUUUGGUACCGAAGAUCAACCACAGACUAAAGCUAAAUCUGAAUUCUAUUCCCUUUAAAUAUAUAUAUCAGAGUGACUUCAGUGCACAUAACCCUUAAAUUCAAAGGCUUAUGUACAUCCUAUUCCAGGUGGAGAUGAUCUCCAUCACACCUUGUACCAAAUAUUUUCUCUAGACAGCCGUGUUUUGCCAUCUAGAUUUAUUUACAGGGACAGAAGGAGGCCAGGACACCUGCUGGAAUCAGUGUAGGUCAGUAGCCCCAGCCUCCUCCCCUCUCUGAAUGCCCCCUUUCUCCCACUCUGAGGCCCAGUUGCGACCUCUGGGGGCAACCAGUGCUGUUCUUUCAGGACCAUCUGUGAAGGGGUUGGGGCAGUGGCCUGGCCUUCAGAGUCCCUUGAAGCUGGGACUUUGAUGACUCUUGUAGCCUUUAAAGCAAUGUUUUGGGGCCAUAACUGUGUUUUUACUGCAAUUAGUUUUAAGUAAAACCCUCCCUAAGAAGAAGGAUGAUUUUAAAGUUAUGUCCAUAUAUUGAAAACUGGAACUACUUAAAAUGGUUUUUGAUCCCUUCUCUAGCUUCUCGCUCUUACUAGAAAAGUUGGCCUUCUGUUUUUUAAAACUUAAUUUUAUUUGAUAUAUGCUGUUAGUUCUGACUUCUGCUGUGCUUUUGUGUUUUACAAAAUUAUUUAGAUAAUAUAGAUCUAUUACUGUAAAGUUCUCAUUAAAACAAAGUCUUUAAUGCUG
Molecule: messenger RNA, 3531 nt
Organism: Varanus komodoensis (Komodo dragon)
Lineage: Eukaryota; Metazoa; Chordata; Lepidosauria; Squamata; Varanidae
Gene: CSTF1
Product: cleavage stimulation factor subunit 1
Exons: 7
Coding region: 1176-2822 (548 amino acids)
Biological process (GO): mRNA 3'-end processing
Cellular component (GO): mRNA cleavage stimulating factor complex
Molecular function (GO): RNA binding; protein binding
Source: RefSeq, a predicted model, not a curated record